Molecule: messenger RNA, 10529 nt
Organism: Triplophysa dalaica
Lineage: Eukaryota; Metazoa; Chordata; Actinopteri; Cypriniformes; Nemacheilidae
Gene: col7a1
Product: collagen, type VII, alpha 1
Molecular function (GO): protein binding; serine-type endopeptidase inhibitor activity
Source: RefSeq, a predicted model, not a curated record
AAGACAGAAUGUCUAGGGAUGGAUUUAGUUAGCUGAAGGCGUCUGAACAAGUCUGGACUACAGAGUUUCACAGAAGCAAACAGCACAACCGGCAGACAUGACUUUAUUUUUCAGCUCAUAGUCAAAUGUGAGGAUUUUGAAGGCUGGCCUGUUGACACUAGAAGACAGCUGGCAGAUGCUGGCGCAUCGCUCAAGAGCAGGCAUUUUAAAUCAAAACUUUCGACUUAUUUUCUGGGGAAAUUCAGGCUCACUUAAAGGAAUCUGUCAGGUCAUGCUUCACUAACACUGCGUCCACUGCUGUUGCACCUUGGUCUUCUGGUGACCCGUCCUGAGCUGAUUUGAAAAUGGGGUGGUUGAAGCAAUGGAAUCUGAUGGCUGCUGUUUUGCUGUGUCUCCCCUCAUUGUCUACAGCUCAAGGCCAGUGCGAUAUUGUUGGUGCAGCAGAUAUUGUGUUCCUGGUGGAUGGAUCAUCCAGUAUUGGCCGGACCAAUUUUAUCUUGGUUAAGAAUUUCAUGGCAGGGAUUGUCAGACCCUUUGCCAGGGCGGUGGGUUCUGAUGGCAUCCGCUUCGGAGCCAUACAGUACAGUGAUACUGCCCGGGUGGAGUUUACAUUCACUGCAUACCUGAAUGGCACUGAGCUUAUAACUGCUGUAGAGAAUAUCAAUUAUAAAGGUGGAAACACCCGCACUGGUGCUGGCCUCAAAUACAUUGCAGACAACUUCUUCAACACUGCCUCAAUCAGAGAUGUACCCAAGAUAACUAUACUUAUUACUGAUGGUAAAUCUCAGGACAAUGUACUGGAACCUGCUCAAAAACUACGUAGUUUAGGAGUCAAGAUAUUUGCAGUAGGUAUAAAGAGUGCAGAUGCAAAUGAGCUGAAACUUAUUGCUUCUCCUCCUCAAAGUGAGUUCACCUCCCAGAUUGGAAACUUUAAAGCUCUCAGCUCUUUGCUGCCCUUAGUGUCUCCACGGGUCUGUACAACGAGUGGAGGCUCUUACUCAAAUGAUGAAUCCUACAGUGGUCCAUCAGACUUGCAGAUUUUUGGUGAGACCACUGAUUCAUUGAGAUUCCGAUGGUCACCUGCAGGAGGGAGUGUAAGUGGCUAUCUGGUUCAAUACAGACCCCUUUCUGGCCUGAGUCAGCCAAUCAAAGCAGAGCUCCGACAGGAAACAAUAGGAAGCAGCCAGCUCAGCUAUAUUGCACGAGAGCUGCGUUCAGGCACAGAAUACCAGAUCACCGUUAUUGCUCAGUACCCCAACAGCCUGGGAGAGCCGGUGUCUGCCAAGGCCCGAACAAAGCCACUCCCGGGUGUGACUGCCCUACGACUGGGCCAAGCCAGCUAUUUUACUCUCGCAUUGGCCUGGGAUCCCCCAGCCGACCCAGUUCAGGGCUACAGAAUUACAUAUCGACCUACAGGUCAGCCAGCUGCACAGCUGGUGGAACAGUCUGUGGGGGCGGAGUCAAGUUCUCUGACUUUGCGCGAUCUUAAAGCAGACACGGAAUAUGUCAUCAGUUUGUACCCCCUGUUUCCCAGAAACAGUGUUUCACCAGCUACACUGACUGCCCGCACAUUACGUUUAGAAGGUGUUCAGCAGCUCUCGGUUCAGACAAUCACCAACAACAGCGUUCGAGUCCGCUGGACGGGAGUAGCAGGGGCCAGAGGAUAUAGAGUCGUCUGGGGGCCUUUUACAGGAAGUGAUGUGGAGACCGUAGAGCUGAGAGAUGAUAGUGAAUUCACUCUGGUCAAUCUACAGCCAGACACAGAAUACAUUGUAACAGUCAUCGCCUUAUACAAUGGAGAAGUUGAAGGACCUCCGGCCACUGCUCCCUUUAAAAUUGAAGGCUCAGAGGAACAGGUUCUGAGAGCUACGACUUCUGGACCCACAAGCAUCAGAUUGAACUGGAAUUUCAUACAGGCCGCUAGAGGUUACCGGUUGGAAUGGAAAGCUGGGGAGAGGGCCAGAGUUCAGCAGCAGGAUUUUCCACAAGGCACCACCAGUUAUGAGCUCAGAAAUCUACAACCGAGCACAGAGUACAUCAUAACUCUAUUCACACUCUAUGAUGGGCGAGAGGAGGCCACCUUCUUUUCUACUAAACCUACAGAGCAGUCAGUCGGUCGUGUCACAAACCUAAGGGUGGUGGAGACAUUAGGAAAUAUUGUGCGCUUGGGAUGGACGGGGGUCUCUGGAGCAACACAAUAUGACAUUGUCAUACUAAAUACACAAUCUAAUAAAGAAGUGAACAGAAAAGUUUCUGGAAAUCAGACUACAGUGGACCUCCAGGACCUUGAAGAUGGUGUGCGAUACACUGUCAGUGUGACUGCACUAGUCGGUUUCACUAAAGGAGAUCCGGCGACUGUGUAUAUCAUAGCAGAAAAACCACUGAGAGUGACCAACUUGCGUGUGGUCAGCAGCAACAGCCGACGAGUCAGGAUUUCAUGGAAUGGUGUUUCCGGGGCAACAGGUUACCGGGUUACUUGGAGACAAAGCAACAGUGCAGAGCAGUUUCGUGUGCUAGGUGGCGAUUUCACUUCAUACACUAUCGACGGACUGCAGCCUGAUGACUCCGUUAUUGUGGGCGUUUCCCCAGUGAUUGACGGGAGGGUUGGAGAAGCGGUCACUGUAACUGCUAGAACUAGCGGCUCUAUCGGAACGGUUACAGGGCUCAGAGUCAUAGAAUACUCAUCCUCUAGAAUACUUCUAUCUUGGGCUCCUGUGAAUAGAGUAACAGGCUACAAAAUCACUUGGCGGCAAAGUGGCGGAGUGGAAGACUUUGAGACUGUAGCUGCUGAUGUCACUUCCUAUGCCAUUGAUAGACUCCAGGAAGGUGCAACCUACCAAGUUUCCGUCUCAGGCCUUGUGAACUCACGAGAGGGACCUGCUGCCACUGUGACCGCUAGAACAGAUCAGACCACUAUUGCAAGUGUCACCAAUUUACAGGUGCUGGAGGCCCAGGGCGAGGUCAUCCGAGUCAGCUGGGUUGGAGUUCAGAAUGCAUCAUCAUACAGAAUACUCUGGAAGAGGACUGAUGGUGGAGAGGAGAGAAGUCAGCUGGUCGGUGGCAAUGUGACAUCAGUGGAUCUGAGGCAGUUAGAUGAGGGCGUGCAGUAUGAGGUGAAGGUUCUGGCUGUAGUCCGUAACAGAGAGGGCCCACCUGUGUCCGUCAGAAUUACCACAGGGGGAGUGUUGCCACAGAAUAUAGUAGUAGAGGGACUACGUGUGUUGGAUUCAACCCCUGGGGGGCUGCGAAUAACCUGGAGACCAGUGAGGGGAGCCAACGCAUAUCGAAUCUAUUGGAGAUCUUCACAAGGCGAGACAGAAUCAAGUCGUCUCAUUAGUGGUGAUGCAACCUCAUAUACCUUGGAUGGACUUCAACCUGGUCUGUCCUACAUCAUAAGAUUGUCUGCUUUGUUGGAAGGUGGCGAAUCUAAAGCUACCACCAUCCAAGCAUCCACUGAUCCCUUGCCACCCGUGUCAGGUUUGAGUGUGACGGACAGCACUGAGAAUUCUGUGCUUUUGGGCUGGUCACCUGUAACGGGAGCCACAGGCUAUAUUUUACGCUGGAGAGAGGAGCGAGACACAGGACCUGAUCAAUCUGAGACACGGAUUGGAACAGGCACAUCUUAUCGUGUGACCGGUCUGCGUUUGGGCCGCCGGUACCGCUUCACUAUCCAGCCCACCUUCCAGAACCAGAUUGGACCUGAGAGCAGUAUUGAAGAGCGCACAGUGUGUGUUGGAGGGCGUUUGGACGUGGUCUUUCUUGUCCCGGCAACUCGCAAUCGCUCUGGUCUGGCUGAAUCUGUUUUGUCAAUGCUUGCCAGUGCUGCUGGAUCAUUCACCCUCAUUGGUCCUGGAGACUCCCAGGUGGGGGUGGUGGUGUACGGUGAAGAUGCAAAAGCAGGCUUCCUCCUCAAUCAGCAUAGCAACACCGUCGCCCUUGUGGAAGAGAUUCUGUCCAUCCCAUUCAACAACAGACCAGGAAAUAAUAUAGGCCGAGCAAUGACGUUUGCUCGUCAGUUUCUGCUGAGCGAGCCGGCAGGUCGGAGGUUUAGCGUUCCCGGGGUGGUCGUCAUUGUCACUGAUGAGAAGUCGACAGAUGAUCUGAGCCAGCCUUCUGCUGCUAUUAGAGCCGAUGGUGUGACAGUGUUGGCGGUAGGAAUUGGACGUGCGGACCCUGGAGAGCUGCGUUUUGCAGUGACUGAUGGCAGCACUCAAAAUCUGCUCUAUGCGCAGGACUCAAAUCAGCUCUACAGUUUCCAACCCGACCUGGCAGACCUCCUCUGUGGCCUUGCACGAGGCACCGGUGUCACGAAUGGGCCUUGUACUGUAGAGUGUCCCAGUGGGCCUAAAGGAGAACCUGGACGAAAGGGUGAAAGAGGCAGAGAUGGAGUGGAUGGAAGAAAAGGCGAGCCUGGUCGUGAUGGCCUGCCUGGUCGUGAGGGCACCAGUGGCCCAGAAGGCCCACCAGGUCAACCAGGCAGCAGUCUGGGUUUAUUUCCAAAAAAGCAAGUUAUCUUUGUCUUUAUUUCUCAGGGUUUCCCGGGAUUAGAUGGCAGUUCAGGUGUUCCAGGUCGCCCUGGUACUCCUGGUGCAGUUGGACUUCCAGGCAGUCAGGGGUUACCAGGUGUUAGAGGGGACUCGGGAGACCCAGGUAUCGCAGGCCCUCAGGGUUUAAAGGGAGAGAAAGGUGAAAGGGGGGAAUCUGGAUCUGCUAGUGGAGGAGGUUUACCAGGACGGAAAGGAGAGCCAGGAAUUCCAGGGAUCCCGAGCACUCCUGGAAGGCCAGGUGUAGAUGGGAGAAAGGGAGAGGCAGGUGAACGAGGUUUGCCUGGGCAGGAUGGUCGGCCUGGCAUACCAGGCACCCCUGGACUUGCUGUUAAGGGAGACAAAGGCAGUUCUGGAGAGAGGGGUCCUCCCGGAGUGGGCAGUGGGGUAGCAGCUAAGGGAGAUGCUGGUGAACCUGGACCCCCAGGUCCAUCUGGUCCGCAGGGCCCACGAGCACUGACCGGAGCCAAAGGAGCCAAAGGAGAACAGGGAGAGGGUACUGAGGGUAAAACAGGCCCCCCAGGACCGACUGGAGACCCUGGUGAUCGGGGUCCCAGAGGACCUCCCGGUGAAAUUGGAACUAAGGGUGACAGAGGACAGCCUGGUGCACCUGGUUUAGAUGGAGCCAAGGGAGACAGAGGCCUGACUGGUCCGAUAGGAGACAAGGGCGAUAAAGGUUCACAAGCCCCCCCUGGGCCUCAAGGACUCAGGGGUUUGCCAGGGAGCAGCGGACCCCCUGGAGAGAAGGGUGCUGAGGGGACCAAAGGGGAACCAGGAAGCAUUCAGGGACCAGGUUUAAUAGGGAAGAAAGGAGAACCGGGUUCAAGAGGCCUUUCAGGUGCUGAUGGCUCCAAAGGUGAUAAAGGAGAUGCAGGACAUAAGGGGGAACGGGGUGUACCUGGAGCAGGUGAGCCUGGACAAACAGGACCUAAAGGAGACCAGGGGGAUCGGGGUCUGCCUGGAUUAUCUGGAAAACCCGGAGCAAAAGGCAGUCUAGGUGACCAAGGGGAAAGAGGAGAGUCUGGCAGUCCCGGUUCACAAGGGCCCCUGGGACCACGAGGGAAAGAUGGGCUUAAAGGUGACAAAGGAGAGGAUGGGAUUGGAGGAGAACCAGGGUUGUCGGGUAAACCAGGAGAGCGAGGUCUAAGAGGAAUACCUGGUCAACCAGGUCAGCCUGGGCCAAAGGGGGACAUAGGUGAUCCAGGGGAAGAUGGACGAAAUGGCACACCAGGAUCAACUGGACAAAGAGGCUCAAAGGGAGAACAGGGAAUAGCAGGACCCCCUGGGCCCCCUGGAGAUUUGAUAAGUGGAGAGAAACAACUUAAAGGUGACAGAGGGGAAAAGGGGGAGGCAGGUGACCCAGGGGAGCAUGGGGCUAAAGGUCAGAAGGGUGAAGCAGGAUCAGCAGGCACUGUUGGACCAAGUGGUCCCGAGGGACAGCGUGGACUUCCAGGUUCCAGAGGUGACCCAGGCGAUAGGGGCAGUCCAGGAGAAAAGGGAGAAAGAGGAGCUGCUGGCUUGGAUGGACGAUCAGGUCAGGAUGGGAAACCUGGGCCGCCUGGAGCUCCUGGAUUACGGGGUGACCCAGGUAAACAAGGGGAUCCUGGCAGAGAUGGCUUGGUUGGACUCAGAGGACCUCAAGGACCUCCAGGUCCACUAGGACCUUCAGGAACCGAUGGCACACCUGGUAAAGCAGGGGAGGAUGGAAAAGCAGGACUGCCAGGAAAAGCAGGGGAGGACGGCGUGCCAGGAGAAGAUGGUCGCAAGGGAGAUAAAGGAGAACCGGGAGCUACUGGAAGAGAUGGUCGAGAUGGAAUAAAGGGCGAUCAGGGCAUUGGGGGGCUCAGUGGCCCACCUGGUCCCAUUGGACCUUCCGGGGUUCCCGGCAGUACCGGACCACCAGGGCCGGUGGUCUAUGUUAAAGGGCAGCCAGCUCCAGCUAUUCCAGGCCCCCAGGGCCCUCCAGGGACCCCUGGGAUCCCUGGUGUUCCAGGAGCUGCUGGAGUGAGAGGAGAAAGAGGUCUGCCAGGCUUGAAAGGAGAUGUGGGGGAUCCAGGGGAGGAUGGUAAACCGGGGACUGCAGUGGACGUAAAGAAAGCUUUUUCAGAAUUUGGCAUUGAGAUCAGGAAUCUGAAAAUAUUGCUUGAUGACAAAAGCUUGACAGAGGACGGAACAAAAGGUGAUAAAGGAGAUGCUGGACCUAGAGGCCCUGCUGGAGCUGAUGGUGCACGGGGUCUUCCGGGUGAACGAGGCCUGAAAGGAGAGCAGGCUGAAAAAGGGCCACCUGGACCACAGGGUCCCCCAGGCAGGGCAAUUGGAGAAAGAGGCCCAGAGGGUCCACCGGGACAAGCAGGUGAACCUGGAAAGCCAGGAAUACCUGGAGUACCUGGACGAGCCGGUGAACUUGGAGAAGUUGGCAGGCCUGGGGAUAAGGGAGAGAAAGGGGAUAAAGGAGAAAGAGGACUAGCUGGUCCGGCUGGAUUACCUGGUUUAGUGGGGGCUCCAGGAGCAAAGGGGGAUGCUGCCACCGCUCAGACUGGUUUGCCUGGUCCGAGGGGGCUCCCUGGACCUCAAGGCGUAAGAGGAGAGCAGGGUCCAGUUGGACCUUCUGGACCUACUGGAGAACGGGGCUAUACUGGUGCUCGUGGGGAGAAAGGAGAAAAAGGAGGCAGUGGUGAGGCCGGUAAAGACGGCUCCCCAGGAAAUCCGGGUGAGCCAGGAAAAACAGGGCAGGAUGGAAAGCCGGGUUUCAGGGGACCCACCGGUCCACCAGGCCUACCUGGGAAUCCAGGUGAACCAGGAAUAAGAGGACCGACUGGUCCUAUGGGUGGAAAUGGACCCCCAGGGGCACCUGGUGUGAAGGGUGACUCAGGAGAGCCAGGCACUGGAGUCCAAGGCCCUCCUGGACCUCAGGGCAUCAGAGGGUUACCUGGAUCUGCAGGCACUCCAGGAGCCAUAGGACCACAAGGACCUCCUGGGCUUCCAGGACAAGUGGGAGAGGGGGGCAAACCUGGGGUCCCAGGGAGAGAUGGUGCUCCUGGGAAAGAUGGUCUGCCAGGGUUACCUGGGAAACAGGGAAUUACUGGAUCCAUUGGCCCUUUGGGACUUAAGGGAGAGCAAGGUGACAGCGGCCCACCAGGACCGUCUGUCGUCGGACCCCCUGGAAAGAAGGGUGAGACGGGGACUCCUGGUCUGACAUUGCCGGGAACUAUUGGAGAAAGAGGCCUUACGGGAUUAACGGGCGCGAAAGGAGACAAGGGUCCGGCAGGUAUCAAAGGAGACAGAGGAGCAACAGGUGAUCCUGGAGAUCCUGGGGAGAAUGGAGCGAGAGGACCAUCAGGGCCUAAAGGAGUCAAAGGAGAGGCUGGUGUGGGGAUGGAUGGACCUCCAGGACAGCCUGGACCUGUUGGAUUAAAGGGUGAUCCUGGCCUUCCAGGUUCUCCGGGUGCUCCAGGGCCACGCGGUUCAAAUGGGACCCCGGGACUGGCUGGGCAAAGGGGGGAAGCAGGUCAGCCAGGACCCCCUGGACUGCAAGGAGAAAGGGGUCUUCAAGGAUUUAUAGGCAAAGCAGGAAACCCUGGAACACCAGGAGGUGCUGGACCACCUGGACCCCCUGGUACUCCAGGUUUUGCAGGACUAAAGGGUGAUAAGGGUGAAACUGGUGUAGGAGUGCCAGGUGCCAGAGGAGAGAGAGGCGACCCAGGGCCUCGGGGAGAAGAAGGACGGGCUGGACUAGAUGGAGAAAGAGGCCCAAAUGGUUCUCUAGGCACCAAAGGCAACAGAGGAGAUAAGGGUGAUCAAGGUCCUCCAGGAAUUAGAGGGGAAAAGGGAGAAACUCUGCUGGUGGGGGGUCCUCCAGGGGAUAAGGGAAUUAAAGGAGAAACGGGAGACCGAGGACCCAAAGGUGCGCAGGGUGACAAAGGUGCAAAAGGACAGGAUGGGCCACCAGGUGAACAGGGUCUGAGAGGCGAGCCUGGAGAGCGAGGUUCCAAUGGCUUCCAAGGAGCUCGUGGUCCUGGUGGUCAGAAGGGGGAUGCAGGGCAGCCUGGAGUCCCAGGAGAAGCGGGAUCAUCCGGAAAAGAUGGCCUGCACGGCAUGAGAGGAGAGAAGGGCGAAAACGGCCUCGUGGGUCUGCGAGGCCUCAAGGGAGAUCGAGGUUCCAAGGGGGCAUGUGGAUCGAGCGGACCAAAGGGCGACAAGGGGGAUGCUGGGAUUGGUGGCAGACCUGGAUUGCCAGGGAGGAAAGGAGGACAGGGUGAAGUUGGCCCUGCAGGUCCAACAGGAAGUCCGGGGAAGGAGGGACUCAUGGGAGCCAAGGGUGACAGAGGCUUUGAUGGAGUAAUAGGGCCAAAGGGAACACACGGAGAGAAAGGUGAAAGAGGCCCACCUGGUAUACCUGGGUCUCCUGGUGCGAGAGGUGUGGAUGGACCCGCUGGUUUAACUGGCCCUCAAGGGCCUGCUGGAGGUCAAGGUCCAGAGGGACUGCAGGGGCAUAAGGGAGAAAGAGGUUCUCCAGGACCUGCAAUGGUUGGCCCUCGUGGCAUUCCCGGGAUCCCAGGAGAGAGAGGAGAACAGGGGGAGACAGGCCCUGAUGGACAUAAAGGAGACAGAGGAGAACCAGGCAUGACUGAGGAUGCGAUUCGGACUUAUGUUAGAACUGAGAUGAAUCAGCAUUGCGGUGAGUGGCUGUUCGUUCUUGUGGAGGUAAGCGUGUUCUCAGGUAUUCAGGACGUUCAGGUCCCUGAGGCAGUGCAGACUUACAGAAGUCGCUCCUCCGCGUCCCCUGAGCGCUCAAUUGUCCGUGGGGACGAGGAGGGUCAACAGCUGCGUGUUGUUAUGAACACAAACGACCCAGACUAUGAGCACAUUUACUCGAUAGAGACCUAUGAUGAUGAUGCUCCAAUAGUGGACACUGUCGACUAUGACACAACUUUUAAUAAAAGUCAGGAUGAUAUUUUGACAGGCGAAACAGUCUCUGCGGAUUCAUUAAAAGCUGAAAGGACAAAAAGACAAGUGAAAAGUGAAGACUCGUGCCUCUUGCCGAUGGAUGAGGGGAGCUGCUCUCGCUAUACUCUGCGCUGGUACUUUAAUUCUGAGGUGGGCGCCUGUAGACCUUUUAUUUACAGCGGCUGUGGAGGAAAUGCCAACCGCUAUUUACAGAAAGAAGAGUGUGAGCAACACUGUCUCUCACAGUAAGAAGAUUUGUGUUUUAACUUGAAGACAACAGUUGACUGUAAACAGAGAAUCUCAAACUGCAAUAUCAAUAAACAUAAACCAGUGUUGGACACUGCCAUCAUGAACAGAUCUUUUAGGAAUCUUCAAGAUGGUUUCAUUUCAUUAUCUUUUCCUUGACUGCAUUUGCAAAUUUUAAACAUUGAUUGGCUCUUAGAGAUUUUGUCUUUAUUUAUAUUGUGUGUGUGGAGCUCUCAGACGUUAAUCUUUCCAUAGAAAUAAAUAGGCAUAUAGAAUGAUGCUCAUAAUGAGUAUUAUUGUUUUUCAAAAACGGUAAAUACGGAAAAUAUCACAUUAUCUUUCAUUUCUUUAUCUAUCAGUUUUAUUUCAUGCACAAAAAAUUAGCACAUUUCGUUAAUGUAUAGAAAUGUUUGGUCCACACAAAUAUGGUUCCACAUAUUGUAAUUGGUAACUCAGUUGUUCAAGAAUUUCUCUUACACUGGUUCAUAGAACAUGUCUGUGCUGUACAAAAUUGUACUGUAAAUGUAGAUCUGUGUUUUUGGUAGCUUGUAAUUCAAAAUGAAUGUUCCUUUAUUAUCGGAUUUUGCAUGUUAACAACAAAUGGUGCUAUUGAGAUAUUUGUUUUUUGUUAACUGUGAUGUAUGUCUGUUACAUUGACACUUCAGUAUUUGUGUUCCAUUAUAGUACAUAGAGUACACCAAAUGCUGUUUAUUUGACCACAAAACAGUUUAUAUUUUUGCACAAGACACUCUGUAUUUUAAUAUCACAGUAAAGGUAUACAUUUGAUAUGCA